AUGGUUUGUACCGUUACAAGUCGUAAGGCCUGCUCAUUACGUACGAGACGCAUCCGUGUGACUUCGUGGGUGCGCUCCAGAGGUCUUCUCGGUCACGUUUUGUUUAUACAGUAGUAUCCCGCGGGGAGACGCGCAGCGGCAGCGCACGGCUGUGGCGCUUGCGCGCGGACACGCGGGAGCGCGUGCGACCCCCGGUGCCAGCGAGGUUCGGUGUGGCGCGACCGUCUCCCACCGCGGAUGAGUCCGGAUUCGAUUCGUUCGCGUCCACCGGAUUCGAAGGGCUGUGCGAGGGUGGGGAGUGGUGUUGUUUUGACGGGAGUCAUCUCCCAUUCCGUGUUCUUUCCAAGGGACCGAACAUGUACGUCGAUUUGGCGCCGGCAAAGUCGUGGAAAAUUCACACGUUUUACCCGGAAUUUUCAGGAAUCGCCAAGACUCCAAUAUCAAUUUACAGUAAUUUUGACGCGGAAAAAAUGGUUAAUGAACGAAGAUGCGUCGGCGCCGGCAUCAAGUCAUCACCGGCACAUUUGCUUGCGAAAUUUCCCAAGACUUUUUCUAUACAUUUCCCUUUAAGUUUAAUACACUAA
Messenger RNA from Cinara cedri, 584 nucleotides. The record is from the annotation of a GenBank genome assembly. NCBI's taxonomy places the organism in Eukaryota, Metazoa, Arthropoda, Insecta, Hemiptera, Aphididae.